UAUAUAAUGGUUAUCGCUGUCUCGAUCCUGCAGGCGAACGUAAACCACUGUGUCGCGGCUCAAGAUCUACUGAUUCAGACCGCGACGCAGUGGAAGAUCGACGUAGCCAUAGUCGCCGAGCCAUACUACGUUCGCGACCGCGACGAUUGGGCGGGCGAUCGCGACGACUCGGUGGCUAUCGUCGCCUGGAGGCGCACCGGCCCCGCACCUUUCGAAAGUGUAACGAAGGGCCGCGGUUGGGUCCUAACGUCGCUAGGCGACGUUGUAGUGAUCGGGGUGUACUUCGCGCCGAGCAGGAGUUUUGCCGAAUUCGAGCGGAUGCUCGCCGAAGUCGGCGCUCUGGUCGUCGACGUGCACCCCACCCCUGUAGUGGUCGCCGGAGACUUCAACGCCAAAUCUAGGACGUGGGGUUCACCGGCAACCGACCUCAGGGGGGAGACUCUAGCGGAUUGGGCAGUGUCCACAGGGCUCGUCCUCCUAAAUAGGGGUACGGUCCAGACGUGCGUGCGGAGUCGGGGCGGGUCUAUCGUAGAUUUGUCGUUCGCGAGUCCCGCCCUGGCCCGCCGCACAAGGAGUGAGGCGGCCAUCGUGGAGAGGUGGGUCGCUAAUGGUACCACGAGCUCCCUGGAUGCGGACGAGAGGUGUGAGCGGCUCGUAGGAGCGUUAACUCGCGUCUGCGAUGCGGCGAUGCGGCGCGCUGGUCCUGCCCUCCCAAGGACGCGGGUGUACUGGUGGAGACCUCACCUGGCCGGGCUUCGUACGACUUGCCAGAUGGCUCGCCGCAGGUACACCCGCAGCCGCAGAAGAAACAGUAGGGACUUCGACCAGGAAGAGAUCCUCCUCGCCGCAUACCGGGCUGCUCGUGCGGCACUCACCUCGGCCAUAAAGGCCGCCAAGGAGGAAGCCUGGAAGGAGUGGCUCGACAGCCUAAUUCCUGGGCGGGUUCUCGCCCAUGUCGUGCCGGUCCUCAAAGAGGAGACGCUGGCCCUGCUGUCGGAGUGUUUGGCAUCCGGGAGGAUCCCGCGGCGGUGGAAGAAGGGGAAGCUGGUGCUCCUUAGGAAGCAUGGGCGCCCGGCUGACUCUCCGUCGGCAUACCGCCCCAUCGUGUUGCUCGACGAGGCGAGCAAGCUAUUCGAGCGAGUACUCGCUGCGCGCCUCGUCGCACACAUGGAGGCGGUCGGGCCCGACCUGAGCGGCGCCCAGUUCGGCUUCCGGCGCAGGCGGUCCACCGUCGAUGCCAUCACCCGACUCAGAGACAUGGUCGAGGAGGUUGUCGGCCAGGGUGGAGUGUUGUUGGCUGUGUCGCUCGACAUCGCGAACGCCUUUAACACGAUCCCCUGGACGACAAUCGCGGAGGCGCUGAGAUACCACCGCGUCCCGGGGUAUCUCAGGCGAGUCCUCGCGGACUACUUCGUCGACCGGGCUAUCUUCUAUCCGGCCCAGGACCAGGUAGUCCGCCGGGACAUGACGUGUGGUGUUCCACAGGGGUCGGUCCUCGGGCCGCUCCUGUGGAACAUCGGAUACGAUUGGGUCCUACGCGGUGCCAAUCUCCGGGGCGUCGGCGUCAUUUGUUAUGCCGACGACACCCUGAUCACCGCGUCGGGACCAACGUUUCGCGACGCGGGUGUGCUCGCAACUGCGGGCACAGCCCACGUGGUGCGCCGCAUCAGGGCCCUGGCGGGCACAGCCCACGUGGUACGCCGCAUCAGGGCCCUGGGUCUAAAUGUGGCCCUUGAAAAGUCCGAGGCCAUGUUCUUCCAUAGGCCUCGGACUAAGCCCCCCCGUGGAUAUUCCAUCGUGGUGAGCGGCACCCCCAUUGCUGUCGGCGGAACCAUGAAGUAUCUCGGUCUCAUCCUCGACAGCCGAUGGGGGUUCAGUGAGCAUUUCCGGACGCUGGCACCGAAGCUGGUGACGUAUGCGGGAAUGCUCACCAGGCUGCUCCCCAACUGCGGAGGGGCGGGCG
Messenger RNA from Papilio polytes (common Mormon), 1963 nucleotides. RefSeq lists its product as uncharacterized. The annotation marks the transcript as partial. The transcript is spliced from 4 exons. Gene Ontology annotation, molecular function: catalytic activity. NCBI's taxonomy places the organism in Eukaryota, Metazoa, Arthropoda, Insecta, Lepidoptera, Papilionidae. The record is from RefSeq and is a predicted model, not a curated record.